AUGCAAGCACAUAGUGAGAGAUUCUUUUAUGUGAUUGAUGCUGAUGAGGAGUUUCGCAUUAGAAACUUGUUUUGGGCUGAUGCAAGGAGUCGGGCGACUUAUGAAGCAUUUGGAGAUGUCGUUUCAUUUGACACAACUUAUUUGACGAACAAAUAUGACAUGCCAUUUGCUCCAUUUGUCGGAGUUAAUCACUAUGAACAGUCCAUUUUGCUUGGUUGUGGAUUGUUGUCUAGUGAAGACACUAACACAUUUGUUUGGCUAUUCAAGUCAUGGUUAAGUUGCAUGUCAAAUCAUCCGCCAAAAGCUAUCAUAACUGAUCAGUGUAGACCUAUGCAAAAUGCUAUAGAAAUUGUGUUUCCACAAGCUCGAUAUCGGUGGUGCUUAUGGCAUAUCAUGAAGAAAAUUCUGAAAAAGUUGAAAGGAUAUGCUCAGUAUGAAGCCAUAAAGUUGGCUAUGCAAAAUACAGUUUAUGACUGUCUGACAAGAGCUGAAUUUGAGAGUAAAUGGAAAGAGAUGCUUGCAACAUUCAAUCUUUAUGAUAAUGAGUGGUUGGGGGUACUAUAUGAUGAGCGGAAUAGAUGGCAAUUCGUUGAACAAUAUGACAAUGCCUUGAGAAAUAAGGUAGAGAAAGAGAAGAAAGCAGACUUCAAGUCUCGACACAAAUUGUUUGAUUGCCUAACUAUAUACGAGUUUGAGAAGCAAUUUCAGCAAGCCUACACCAAUGCGAAAUCCAAAGAAGUUCAAGGAGAGUUUAAGAGAUUAGUUUACUGUCAGGCGGUGAUUGUGAAAGAGAAGGGAUCAAUUUCUAUAUAUAAUGUCCAAGAAGCGAUGGUAGUUUCUGAGAAGAUGAAGCAUGUGGACUUUGUUGUCUAUUUUAAUUCAACUGAAUGUGAAGUUCAAUGCAUAUGUUGGUUGUUUGAGUUUAGAGGCAUUAUGUGUGCUCGCUCACUCGCUAUGCUUGUCAGAAGAUGCAUAAAUGAGGUGCCAAGUAAAUACAUUUUGCCCCAGUGGAGAAAAGAUGUGGAUAGAGAAUACGCAUGCAUCAAAGCCACAUACACUGGCUUUGGGAAUGAUUUCAAUGCAAGUACCUAUGAGAGGAUGAACAAAAAAUUGAUUGCCAUUGUACAAUUUGCUGGUAGCUCUGAAGGCAAAACUAGAAUUGUAGACCUUGGGUUGGAUGAAAUCAAGGAGAGAGUCAUGAAAGAAGAAUCCGGUGAUGGGAGUAAUUUACCAUGUUCAACAAGAAGUCCGAUUCACACUGGUUCUACACAAGGAGGUACUAAUAGGAAGGUGAUUAGUCCUUUGGUUGCUCGGCGAAGAGGUCGUCCAGUUACGAAACGGAAGGUUGCGAAAGUAGAUCAAAUUGUUAAUCGGUUCAAGGCAACGGCAAAAAAACAAACAAAAGCAAAGGCUGCUAAGUUGCUCCGAUUUGAACCUGAAGCUCAAGCUCAAGCUCAAACACCGUAUUAUCCUUAUAUGGUGGCCCAUGGUAUUGGAGGCACAUCUCUUACUCCAUCGGACUUCAUAAGUGGCACACAGGGAAGUUUGAUGAGUGCUCCAACUCCGAUUUAUGGUUCUGCAUCGGGAAGCUUGGAUAUUACAGACUUGUUUGACUAG
Messenger RNA from Camellia sinensis, 1617 nucleotides. The record is from RefSeq and is a predicted model, not a curated record. NCBI's taxonomy places the organism in Eukaryota, Viridiplantae, Streptophyta, Magnoliopsida, Ericales, Theaceae.